Fusarium venenatum is the source of this 366-nucleotide messenger RNA. RefSeq lists its product as uncharacterized. NCBI's taxonomy places the organism in Eukaryota, Fungi, Ascomycota, Sordariomycetes, Hypocreales, Nectriaceae. The record is from RefSeq and is a predicted model, not a curated record.
AUGCCCGUGAAGAUUUUCAACCAUCGCUGCGUCAACGCUGACUACACAGUCCGACUCGUCGUGGAGAUGGCCAACGGGAGACGAAUCAUUCUCCCUGAGCGUGAGGUUCAGGCGGUCUACCCGCACUUCGUAUACGGCUAUUGGAAGUCCUUUUCAGGUGGUCGUGCGGCCAUCACUGGAUUCAACAUGUAUCACCCCUUCUUCAUUCUCGAUCAUCGCAAGACGAAGGGUCGCGCCGGUACUAUCGAGUAUCUUGUCCAAUGGGUGGGAUACGACGAGGAAGACACCACCUGGGAACAAGCGCAAGAUCUGGCUUUUUGGUCGGCUGAGCUCAAGGAUGACUAUGACGAGGCGUACCAGCUGUAG